Molecule: messenger RNA, 2197 nt
Organism: Tilletiopsis washingtonensis
Lineage: Eukaryota; Fungi; Basidiomycota; Exobasidiomycetes; Entylomatales
Product: DUF803-domain-containing protein
Exons: 6
Coding region: 241-1869 (542 amino acids)
Biological process (GO): magnesium ion transport
Cellular component (GO): membrane
Molecular function (GO): magnesium ion transmembrane transporter activity
Source: RefSeq, a predicted model, not a curated record
GCGACACCAUCCCCCCGCUCCAGUCUCAGGCAACCAGCGUACCCUCCAAGGCAGCCAUCCUCGCCUCGUCCGUCUCUGCGACCAGGCCUGUGACACGCGCGUCGAGUGCACGCAGCAGCCUCCUCGGCGCGACACAGCCUCUCGUUGGCCCAUCCGCGAGAGGCACGCCUGCACGAAUCGACGCCCGCUCGUCUUGCGCUCUCUCUUCGUCCCCGAGUGCCCUCUUGCGUCUGUUCCAUCAUGCGGCAACCACUGCGCCUCACUCUCUCCGCACUGGCGCUCCUCGCACUCGCGCCCGCCGUGCUCUCCCUCUCUCUGCGCGACGCCUCUGAGCCGCUCUCUCUGCGCGAUGCCGCCUCCUCUGCCGCGCAGGCAGGCGUGCCAGCAACGACGGGCCUGUCGUCGCUCACGCGCGACAAGUGGAUUGGCCUGGCGCUGGCAAUCAGCAGCAGUCUGGCCAUCGGCACGAGCUUCAUCAUCACCAAGAAGGGCCUCAUGGACGCAGCGGAUCGAAGUUCAGGCAUGGCGUCGGACGGGCACUCCUACCUGCAGAAUCCCAUCUGGUGGGCCGGCAUGAGCACCAUGAUCGUUGGAGAAGUGGCCAACUUCGCAGCCUACACGUUUGCGCCUCCCAUCCUCGUCACUCCGCUCGGCGCGCUUUCGGUGCUCAUCGGCGCAGUGCUGGCGAGCUUCAUGCUGAACGAGGAGCUGGGCCGGCUCGGGCGCGUGGGAUGCACGCUGUGCCUCGUGGGCACUGUCAUCAUCGUCGUCAAUGCGCCGGAGGACAAGGAGAUUCAGACGGUCGAUGAGAUUCUGAACUACGCUAUACAGCCCGGCUUCCUGACGUACUGCCUCUUCGUCCUCUCCUACGCCAUCUACGCCAUCUGGCGUCUGGUGCCUUCGUACGGCAAGCGUUCGCCGCUCGUCUAUCUCUCCAUCUGCUCCCUCGUCGGCAGCGUGUCCGUGAUGAGCGUCAAGGGCUUCGGCGUGGCGCUCAAGCUCACGAUGGAUGGCAACAACCAGUUCACGCAUCCGAGCACCUACUGCUUUGCCCUCGUGACGAUCGUCUGCAUCCUCGUGCAGAUGAACUACUUCAACAAGGCGCUCGACCAGUUCAGCACCAACAUCGUGAAUCCCAUCUACUACGUCACCUUUACGACGUCGACCAUCUUUGCCUCCUUCCUGCUCUUCAACGGCUUCAACACGUCGGGCCCUGCAAGCGCAGUCUCGCUGCUCGGCGGCUUCGUCGUCAUCUUCAUGGGCGUGUACCUGCUGAACCUCAACCGGCUGGUGGAUCCAGUGACGCAACAGCCGCGCAUGUCGCUCAUGACCGGCGAAGGCAUCGUGGGCACCGGGCGCCUCUCCGAGUCGCACGACCGCUUCGCAUCUCGAUCACGCUCCGCCUAUCCUCCCGGCUCUCGUCGCGGCGGCGGCGGCGGCGGCGGCUACGGCGCUCCGCAUUCGCGGCGCGACUCGAGCGGCUCGGUGCUCUUCAACGCAUACGAAGAAGAGACGGUGGGCCUCACGCAGCUCAACGAGUCCGAGGAGGAAGACGACGACGGCAUGGAUGAGGAACGCUCUUCCAAACGCAGCCAUGCCCGCGCAGAGAGCGAGGAUCUCUGGCGCCGCAAUCCGCACGACGUGGGCACGCCCAUGAUCUCCACUGCGCCUGCCGCGGCGCCAUUGCCCUCGACGGGCCAGCGGGUCACGCCGGCGACUCAAGGACGCAAUGGUGUCAAUGGCGUGCCCGCCAACGCAGCACAAGGCACACCAAACCGACCCGCCAGCGUGGGUUCGGCGGCUCAAGUGCCGAGGAGCCCGAAUGACUGGCGUGGCGUGCCGUACGUCGCGGCGCCGGAACGACGGUAGCGCGGGGGGGAGGAGGCGUCUUCCAAGCGUGGCAAGCGUGCCAAAAUACGUUUCCGAGGCGACUUCUGCAAGACGGCGAUGUGUUCGCCAGGGACGGGGCAACGUGCGGGACGGAGCGCUGGAAGACAGCGCGAUUGCCAUCAUACCGUGCCUCACUCAGCCCCCCCUCUUACUGCCCCCCUGUCCGCCUCGCGCGCGCCUAUGAUACACGAUUGCCCACUUCACAUUGCUACCCUUCGCACCCCAAUUCUCGCCUCUCAUGGAAUUAUACACUUGCAGCCUUCUCUUGCUCCUCUUUUUGCUCUACCGGUCGUGUGCACGUGUGCGG